Molecule: messenger RNA, 1255 nt
Organism: Alosa alosa (allis shad)
Lineage: Eukaryota; Metazoa; Chordata; Actinopteri; Clupeiformes; Clupeidae
Gene: etfb
Product: electron transfer flavoprotein subunit beta
Cellular component (GO): cytosol
Molecular function (GO): electron transfer activity
Source: RefSeq, a predicted model, not a curated record
GAAACCAUUCGCACAGCGUUGGCCAUGGGAGCGGACAGAGGCAUCCACGUUGAGGUUACUGGCAAGGAUUACGAGACCCUGGGCCCCCUGCAGGUCUCCAAGAUCAUGGCAGCCCUUGCCAAGAAGGAGGAGGCAAAGCUCGUCAUCCUUGGAAAACAGGCCAUCGAUGAUGACUGCAACCAGACUGGUCAGAUGACAGCAGCCUUGUUGGACUGGCCCCAGGGCACGUUUGCUUCCGAAGUCACAAUAGAGGGGGACAAGAUGAAGGUGGUGAGAGAGGUUGAUGGGGGGCUGGAGACCAUUAAAAUCAACAUGCCAGCAGUGGUGACUGCAGACCUGCGUCUCAACACACCCAGAUACGCCACCUUGCCCAAUAUCAUGAAAGCCAAGAAGAAGAAGAUCGCAAGUAUGAAGCCUGCAGACCUCGGGGUGGACCUGACGUCGCGCAUCGAGAUCCUGAGGGUGGACGACCCCCCCCAGAGAGAGGCUGGGGUGAAGGUGGAGACUGUGGAGGACCUGGUCACCAAACUCAAGGAGACGGGCAGGAUCUAGACGCCGCAUGACCACAUGUGAGCACAGAGACGUAGCAUGGGUGCAACCAGGACAGAUUCUCCUCAAGUUCAUUGUGAUGUCACCAACUCCUCCUGACUCCACCUCCAUGGCCCCCUCUACGUGUGGCUCCGCCUCCCAGUCUUUCUGUGGCAGUAAUGUAAGAUAUUGAGAAGGUGCUGAGAGAUCCCGUCUUCUUGAAGACUGCCUUUUGUCAAUAGUGUUUUAUUUUUAUCUAUAAAUAAAGCUGCUUUUCUACCAGGUAAUGCACUAUUGCUGUGUGUAUGAGUUGAUGGACUAAGAGGUGAUUUUGCACUCUUUUUGAGCAGACAUUCAUCAGCCCUAUAAUUCCAUUCUCCUCUGGUGCCUGACUGUAGAUGUAUUGUAAUGAAUACUUCAGUAUUUUGAAUGUUAGAAAAAGUUCAAACCUGUUAUGAUCAUCUCACCCCUGAAGUUCAUAGUGUAAGCUGUGUAAUUUCCAUAUUAAGUUAUGUGUUCAACGUGGACCCAGGAGGUACUGUGCAUGACUAAGCACUUAUAUGAUUAGGGCAAUCUUGACUAGAUUGUUUCUCUCAGCAACGAGAUGCAUGAAAGAGGGAUUUAAGAAACACACAAAAAAAAAUUACAAAAAAUACCGCAAGCGCCUCGUAACUGUUCUCUGAUUGUACAGAAAGCAUCCAGAAGAAUAAAACUCUGUUUUUCCUUA